Vicia villosa (hairy vetch) is the source of this 546-nucleotide messenger RNA. RefSeq lists its product as uncharacterized. The transcript has a single exon. The coding region runs from base 1 to 546 and encodes 181 amino acids. Gene Ontology annotation, molecular function: zinc ion binding; nucleic acid binding. NCBI's taxonomy places the organism in Eukaryota, Viridiplantae, Streptophyta, Magnoliopsida, Fabales, Fabaceae. The record is from RefSeq and is a predicted model, not a curated record.
AUGCUAACGAAAGGAGCUAAGGAUUGGUGGAGUAAUACCAGGCAUAGAUUUAAUGAAGAAGGCAUUGAAAUCACUUGGAGACUUUUCCGUAGUGCAUUCUUGAAAAACUAUUUUCCCGAAGAUGUGCGUGGAAAGAAAGAAGUGGGAUUUCUAGAGUUGAAGCGAGAAAGAGGACGAUACCGUGGGAAACCGUAUGAAGAUAAGAAGAAGCAGGAAGCUGGUUUCGACAAGAAAACAAGUGGGGGAGACGCUCCUACUAAAGUUGUGUGUUUCAAAUAUGGACUAGCUGGACAUAAGAGAAAAGUAUGUAAUGCUAAGGCUAAGAAGUGUUACCGUUGUGGUAAGACGGGACACAUGUCUUCUGAUUGUAGGCAUAAGGAUGUCGUUUGCUUUACCUGUGGCGUUGAGGGGAAUAUUGAUAGUCAAUGUCAGAAACCCAAGAAGGAAUCGGGCAGUGGAAAAGUGUUUGCUUUAGUUGGAACUCAAACAGCUACUGAGGAUGGGAAUGUCGGAGGUGAGUAUUUCAUUAGUAGUACUUUUAAUUAG